AUGCGAUACAACAUCACCCGCGAAGCACUUCUGAAGGACUACAGUUUCUUCGAUCCGCUUACCAGCGAUACGAUGAUCAAGAUGCAUGGGCUUAAAGGGGAGGCCUUGCUGGCUAAGGAGGACAUUGUCCUGGACCGACUCAACAUCAUCCUCGAGAAAGCCAACUUCAAGAUGCUCACGGCACACGAGGCAUGUGUUGAUCUGGCCACCUCAGCCAACUACAAGCUCAAGUCAGACGUCCAGGUGGAUGAAGCGGGUUACGAUCCCAAGAUACUGGAACGCUUCUUCCGAAGACAUCGCACGGAGUUUGUAUACAGAGCCGAUGAGACUGACUUCUUCCUGGUGUACUACCGCGGCGUGGGCAUUGCACAGCAGACAGACCUGUUCGUCGUUGAGAAGCUAGAGCUCAUCCUGGAUCGCAUCAAGUUCCGCAUCAAAGAGUUUGUGAUUGGGCUCAUCUACAAAGACAAGAAGAAGGCGCAGGACAAACUCGACGGCCUAGCCGUGUCUACGGUGAAGCACUCGUUUGAAGAACGCAGGGCCCACGGCGUCAAAGUAUUGGCUGGCUUUAUCAUCUUCAUUGGCAUUGUGCACGAGUUCUUGAACCGGUACGAGUUCGGGUUCAUGGAGAUAGGGAUCAUGAUACUGGUGGAUGUGAUUGUGGGUAUGUCCAUUGGUAUCAAGUACUUUGUGCCGACGGAGAAGGAGAAGUUUGCCGCGUCGCCCAGAGCCCAGCUCAUUCAGAAGAGAAAGGAGUGGAGAGAGGCGAACCCCAGACCACCGCCCGCCGAGGGAGAGAUUAUGAACAAGAUUGAGCGACUGCGAUUGGACCAGUUGAGUCUGGUCCCUGGUGAUUUGCUGCUCCCAAACACUAUUCAGGAACCGACCUUCUCGGAGAUGAUUGUGAUUCACCGCGAGAAGGGGAGCAAGCACAUCAAGAUUUCAGAGUACCAGGACAUUCCUAUGGCUGAUCUAGAGCUGAUCUAUCCGCUCAAGAAGCUUCUGCUGAACUCCACUGACCUCGUGUUUGCUGUGGUGACGCUAAUCAUGGGCAUCUCAGCGCUCAUCAGCGGCCUUACGGUGGGUGGGUGGGUGUUGUCAGUGGCAGUGAUCCUACUGUGUAUUGCUUAG
Molecule: messenger RNA, 1131 nt
Organism: Sphaeroforma arctica JP610
Lineage: Eukaryota; Ichthyosporea; Ichthyophonida
Exons: 6
Coding region: 1-1131 (376 amino acids)
Source: RefSeq, a predicted model, not a curated record